ACUCGACUCGUUUGUUCCGCAGUGCGCGCUCACUGUCGAGUCCCGUGAACUCACACUGUCAAAAUAAGCCCAUUGUCUGAAGCGGCUGUCUAGAGCACUUUGUUAUUGCGCCCGGCGCGGAUACUUGAGCCUCACCCGGCCCUGCUGAGGUCCCCGUGUUGUGGGCGUGCCUUAUGCGGAGCUCACCAUGGCUCCCUAUGUCGGCUUCGACGUAGAGCAAGUGCGCGACAAAGCUCGAAAGGAUCUGCUAUACCUCCUGGAAGGUGUCCGCGGCAAGAAGAACCUCGUCCUCCAGCGCAGUCUGGCCGGACCCAUAAACACAGUGGUCAAGGUCUCUACACUCCAGGACUAUGGUGUCGACAAGUUCUUCUUCCUCGAGAACGACAAUGCCGACACGAGCCAACAGAGCAUCAUCUUCAUCGCCCGCGGAGAAUGCGCCCGACAUGCCCAAACCAUCGCCCAGCAGGUCAAGCGGCUACAGAGGGAGAGCCAGACUGGCCACGACUUCCACAUCUUCUGGGUCCCCCGACGAACCCUGGUAUCCGACACCCUCCUCGAGGAGGCUGGAGUUCUAGGCGAUAUCAGCAUAUCUGAGCUGCCGUUAGACUUCUUUCCGAUCGAGCGUGAUGUUCUGUCGCUGGAGCUAGACGAUGCGUUCCGCGAUUUGUACCUCAACCGAGAUACCACACCGGCAUUUCUGAUGGCGAAGGCUUUGAUGAGCUUGCAAGCAAAAUAUGGGCUGUUUCCCCGUAUCAUCGGCAAGGGCGACAAUGCGAAGCGGGUGGCCGAACUGCUGAGCCGAAUGCGACAAGAAAACCUGGCUGGAGAGAAUGCCAAAGACACAACGCGAGCAAAGCUCACACCAAGCAACAACACAGAAUCCAUAAUCAUCAUAGACCGCGAGGUCGACUCAGUCACACCUCUACUCACACAGCUGACGUACGAAGGCUUGAUCGACGAGGUUUGGGGCAUCGAGAACCACCAGGCAGAGGUUGACACGACAAUCGUUGGCCCGCCACCUCAGCAAGCCAACCAGGGUGCACCUGGCACACCUGGCACGAGCGCUCCGGCAUCGCGGAAACGAAAGAUCCAGCUGGAUUCUUCCGACAAGCUCUACGAUGGACUGCGCGACACGAAUUUUGCGAUUGUUGGCCUGCUAUUGAACAAAGUUGCCCGGCGACUGAAGACAGACUUUGAGAGCCGACACACCUCGAAAACAACGGCCGAGCUCAAGGAGUUCGUGCAAAAGCUCCCCGGUUAUCAGACAGAGCAGCAAAGCCUCAAAGUUCACACCGGCCUAGCGGAAGAGAUUAGAAAUCACACCAGAGCUGAGGAAUUCAGCAAGCUGCUUGAGGUCCAGCAGAACCUAGCGGCUGGUGCUGACCCGAGCUCGCAGAACGACAGGAUCGAAGAGCUGAUCGCACGAGGCAUACCCUUGCGUGAAGUCCUCAGACUACUCUGCAUCUACUCGAGCAUAGCUGGCGGCAUCAAGUCCAAGGAUUUUGAUCACUUCCGUCGUUUGAUCCUGCAAAGCUAUGGCUACCAGCACAUGCUGACAUUGCACAACCUCGAGAAGAUGCAGCUUUUCUUGUCGCGCGCUUCUCCUAUGGCAAGCAUGAUCCCAAUGCCGGGAUCCGGAGCAGCGGCCGGAAGCAAGACGAACUACACCUAUCUGCGCAAACAGCUCCGACUCAUUGUCGAUGAAGUGAACGAGAACGACCCGAACGACAUCGCAUACGUGUAUAGUGGGUAUGCUCCACUAUCAAUACGGCUGGUGCAAUGUGUGCUGCAGAAGCAGUAUUUGUCUACAAUGACAAAAGGCAAUGGUGCUCCGUCUGUGGCAGCACAAACAGGCAGCGCUCAAGGCUGGCGUGGGUUCGAUGAUGUUCUGAAGCACGCUAGGGGCCCGACGUUCGACGAGUCACAGAAGGGCGAAGACAAGGCCGUGAAAGCUCGAGCACUCCUGUCAGGCGGUGGAGAAAGGAAAACCGUCUUUGUGGUCUUUGUGGGUGGCAUUACCUUUACGGAAAUCGCGGCGCUCCGCUUCAUCGCCAAGCAGGAAGAAGGACGGCGUGACAUUAUAAUCUGCACGACAUCAAUCAUCAGCGGCAACAAGAUCAUGGAUGCUGCCACAGAGAAGGGAUCGUUCGCCCAUAAUGCUCCGACCAUCUCAACAACCGCCUAGUCCAUGACACCUCGCGACAGCCUCGUAUCGACCGAACGUAUAUGAACGCGAAAUCCGCGGGCUCGAAUCGAGACACUGCCUGUAGGAUUUACACAUAGGUUGUCGCUUUGCGCAAAUUAGGCUGCGCAUAUUGUAGACCGAGGGUGGGAUCGGGAUGAAUCGAAGUUGCAGUGUUGACGAUUGGCAAGGAUGAUGAUUCGUGCUUGCUUCUCGGCCAGAGGCUAUGAAUCGCAUUCUAGACGAAUAAAAUGACCGAGGCCGUUUCUCGAUGUGCCACAAGGUCCCGUUUGACUGAUUGCAGUGCUCGCAAAGCGCGUGGGUAGUGUAUGAAGCUUUCUGG
This is a messenger RNA of Microdochium trichocladiopsis, 2525 nucleotides long. RefSeq names its product Sec1-like protein. Bases 188 to 2185 code for a protein of 665 amino acids. The transcript is spliced from 4 exons. NCBI's taxonomy places the organism in Eukaryota, Fungi, Ascomycota, Sordariomycetes, Xylariales, Microdochiaceae. Gene Ontology annotation, biological process: intracellular protein transport; vesicle-mediated transport. The record is from RefSeq and is a predicted model, not a curated record. Gene Ontology annotation, cellular component: CORVET complex; fungal-type vacuole.